AUGACUACGUCUGGCAUUGAAGACGCUCCCAAGAAUGGAUCGAUGUCUCCAAGUUACCGGCGAGAUAUCAGAGGAUGGCGAGGCCUGGUAAAAUCACAAGGCCUUCAGAUCACCAUACUGUUGAGUGCACUUAUCGUCCUUGGAUGUCAACUUAGGAUCCAGCCUGUGGAUUUGUCGCAAGACACACCAGUGAACUUGACACUUCUACCUCCAGCCCAUCUACAUAUUCUGAUCCCGGCUUCCCGACCUGAUGUAAACCUGUGCAAGGUCCUCCUCAGCGCUUCUGUCCUCGGUUACCCAAGCCCAGUCAUUAUAAACUGGAAUCAAGAAUUCAACGACAAUUCUCUUGUUGAGGGUGGAUCACAUCUGGCAAAGAUCUCGGGCAUCUACGAUUAUGUAUCUGAUCUGGCCGCCGCUCACGAUAAUGACCUCGUACUGAUGCUUGACGGCUACGAUGUAUGGCUACAGUUGCGAGCCCAGACUCUUCUUGAUCGGUACUACCACCUCAAUAGACUGGCUGAUACCCGUAUACAUGCGGAAAUGGGCUCUGCUGCCAACGAAACCCGCCAGGAAAUCAUAUUCGGAUGUCAAAAGCGCUGCUGGCCCUGGACUCCGCAAGAUCCGCCAUGCUAUGCCGUUCCGAACUCGACGCUUCCAAAGAAUGUUUACGGCUCACGGACAGACACUCUGGCGACCGAAGACAAUCCCUUCAUCAAUUAUCGCCCCCGCUUUCUCAAUUCAGGUACAGCCAUCGGACCAGUCAAAGCCAUGCGCAAGCUAUUCGGACAAGCUCUCAAACAGGCCCGUGACGAGCCGAAUAUCGGGAGUGACCAAUACAUCUUCUCGCACAUCUUUGGCGACCAGGAGAUAUGGCGAGAAGCCAUCGGUCGCGAUGCAAUACUUGGCCAACAGAGAACACGCUCUGGUCCGAAGCAAGGUCUUCGAGGCAGAGAGUUCUUCAUAGAAGAGCAUAUCUCGGAAGUCCGCGCCAAAGCUGCCGAGCGUGAAGACGGCAACUUUGAAUUCGGGAUUGGCGUGGACUAUGGCGCCGAGAUUGUGCUGAAUACUGUAUUCGCGGAAGAGGAUACUGCUUGGCUGGCAUUUUCGAAUCGGACUCAAAUCGUGCAGGCUAGUUUGGAGCAUGCUGACGCUGCUAAAAGCGUGAAAUUUUUGGCCGAUGAUAUUGCCAGCACCCUACCUCCGUUCUGGACAUCGUCGACAGAAGACCUUCCUCGCACCCGUGAAUGGCAGAAUAUUUCCCUGCUCACAGAUAUCUAUACGGGCAAUACACCGGUGGUCGUCCACCACAAUGCUCAUCGUGACAAUCUGAAGUCUCGGCGAGAGUCAUGGUGGCCAUUAACCUGGUUCUACGUGCACGCAAGAACUCUCCUGGACAUUUCUGUGUACAAUCCUCUCGUUGCUCUUGCAGUCAGCGGAUACGACAAAUCUUCGAGGAGGCAGUGGUGGGCAUUUGGGACAUGGAAAGGCGGGGCGCGAGAUGGAUCGUGGAAAGCUGGCGACGAAGGUGAAGGCUGGCUCAGGUUCGAUGAUAUCUGUCGUGAGUAUCACGAGGAGAUAUUUGGUGAUGAUCGAGGGCCAUGGGAAUUACCUGUGGCGCACUGA
Messenger RNA from Recurvomyces mirabilis, 1623 nucleotides. RefSeq lists its product as uncharacterized. The transcript is spliced from 2 exons. Lineage: Eukaryota; Fungi; Ascomycota; Dothideomycetes; Mycosphaerellales; Teratosphaeriaceae. The record is from RefSeq and is a predicted model, not a curated record. The coding region runs from base 1 to 1623 and encodes 540 amino acids.